This is a messenger RNA of Pediculus humanus corporis (human body louse), 399 nucleotides long. RefSeq lists its product as uncharacterized. The record is from RefSeq and is a predicted model, not a curated record. Bases 1 to 399 code for a protein of 132 amino acids. The transcript has a single exon. Lineage: Eukaryota; Metazoa; Arthropoda; Insecta; Psocodea; Pediculidae.
AUGAAUCGUUCAAUAAGAGCGGAGACGAGAAGUCGAGCCAAGGAUGACAUCAAGCGUGUUAUGCAAGUUGUCGAUAAAGUUCGAAGAUGGGAAAAAAAAUGGGUUACUGUCGGAGAGACAACAAUGAAAAUAUUUAAAUGGGUACCCGUUUCCAGUAUUGAACAUAAAAAAAAAACAAGUUUAAAAGAAAUGAAUAAAGAAAAUACGCCGGCUAGAAAAAAUAUUGAUUCAUCCACAUCGAAUUACGGCAUGGAUGAUUCCAAUACGUGUUUUUCAUUAAUGAGUGAUUCUCAAGGUGCCACAGAAUUUUCAACUCAAAUGCCAUUUUCAGAAGAUUCCAGUUCACAAGAAAGUGAAUCGCUUACAUCUAAAAGAUUAAAGACUGAACAAAAUGUGUAA